Messenger RNA from Eurytemora carolleeae, 2883 nucleotides. RefSeq lists its product as uncharacterized. The coding region runs from base 1 to 2883 and encodes 960 amino acids. The transcript is spliced from 9 exons. Lineage: Eukaryota; Metazoa; Arthropoda; Copepoda; Calanoida; Temoridae. The record is from RefSeq and is a predicted model, not a curated record.
AUGGAAACCUUUCAGAUAAUUGAAAUGAAACGGUGUGCAAGUGUUCGCCAUCGAGAGACAAGUAGAUUUCUUCGAGAUCUGGUUCAGGAUAUUCUUAAAUCUUCUCCGAGUAUCCAACCCUGGGAUACUAGGAUCUAUCAUGGGAGAUUAGCCCUGGACGCAGAACUACAGAAUCCUCUACUAAACAGUUCAAGAGAGCAGGGGAAGGAUUCAGAAAUCAACGAAGACGAUCUAGAGGCUGAUAAGAAAGUGUCUGGAGAGAUUUUUAGCAAGCAUGUUAAUAUUGAUCAGUAUUUGGGUGAUAUCGAUGCCAGCUCUCAGCAGGGGUUUAUGGAAGCUUUUCAGGGAAAAUCUUUCUUAAAGCUUGGAAAAGAUAAGAAAAAGAAAAGUUCAGUUAGCUCAAAUUCCAACAGAAGAGAUUCCACAGAGCCUGUAAAAUCUGUUGUAAAGCAGGGUGAGCUGAAAGACACUGUCUCUGUGGAAAACUAUAAGGUUGAGAGACUGGUAAAUCUACUCCGGAUGAGUAAAAGAACAGUAAUCUUUACAGAAGUUCCAGACAACAAACAGUGUAAUUGUAAUUCAAGAUUAAAUUGUCAGAAUUUGCCCCCAUUUUCAUACCAUUGCAUCGUUGCUCUAUCCAAGCAUGGUUUGGUACACUUUUGGAUUCAGAAUGGACAUGACAGCUUACCUAUUCGAGCAGAGUUUCCUAAAGACCUAUUUGUCGAAGUGUUUGAGUCCUGGCAUACUGUUCCUAAAGACUCUUAUAAACAGUUGACUGACCUCGUGAGACAGGAGGGAGAAGAAUCUGAUCUUGUGAUUAUUCUGAACUCUAAUAUGUCAGGUACAACUGCUGGAAUACUCGCUGAAGCAGCAGAUAGAUCAACAAGUGGGUUAUCCUACACAGAAGGAGGUUCUUUAGGAUUUAUAGUUGUUGGCUCAAUGCAAACUAGGUUUGAUGCAAAAGCAACGUUGAGGAUAAACUCAGAUCCUGAUGAUAUCUUUAAGAAAGUUCUGGAAAAUUUAGAGCUCUUGGAUGAUCUUGAUCCUGAUAUUCUUAGUUCUAGACUUAAAUUUGAGAAAGACAAAGCUUCACGGAAGGAUUUAGUACAAAAUCUGCAUCUUAGUUUUGAAAAUGAAGAUCCAAGAAAAUUCCAUGGAAAAGUCUUUUUUGAUAAAUGUCUUUUAGCUCCUAAUCGCGCCAAAGCUCUUACAUUUGAUGUACGACAAGUUACAGACCUGAAAGUUAAAACAUUUUCAGAAAUGAUCAAAAAAAGUAAAGACACAAUUGUUUACACUGAAACUUGCAAUGAUGACACACACAAGAAUGAUAUCCGUUCUUGUUAUCCUUAUCUUGCUAAACUAUCAAAUGGUGAAUACGUUAAAUCAUGGAUAAAUAUGGGUACAGAUGAAAUGAUUAAACAAUCUGGAUUUUCAGGCCAAAUCUAUGAAAUUGAAGAUUCUAAGAAUGCAGAAGAUAUUUCAAAGUUAAUGGAGGAAAUCAUUGAUAAGUUUUCACAUGCAGAUCUUGCAAUUAUCUUUGGAUGUGGGAGAGAUAUUUCUUCAAGGAUAGCAGAUCAUAUUUUCCAGAGAUCAUGCCAACCUUAUCAGGAUAUUGGUGGCGCAUUAGGAACCGUUCUGAUUUCAACCACAGAAACAAUCUUGGAUGAACUUCUUUCUUUAAAGAUGAAUGAUUCCCCAAACGAAAUUUUGCCUAAGGUUAUCAUCCAACUAGAAGGGGCUGAUAUCUCAAGAAAAUCAAGUAACGAGACUAAAAUCAGUUCAAAUUUUUCCUCCAGGAAAAACUCCAAUAGUAUUCAGGAAUCUAUGAGUAAAAAAAGCUCCCUGGCUAGCUGUAGUGUAGAUUCUCAUAGAGAUUCAGUUUCAAACCAGCUUCACAGAUAUCCCUGGAUAGAUCCAACUGACAAGAAAAUCAAGGACGGAAGACUAUUUGCAGAAACCGACACUGAGUUUCAAAUUUUAUCCGCAUCAAAUCCAGAUCGAGAUUGCUCCAAAGUGUUAGCAGUUAAAGCUAAUACAAUUAUAUCUUUACUAAAGAUCAGCAAAGAAACUGUUAUUUUCCUUGAUUCAGUUCCAAGUGUCCUAAAAAACAAUAGAAUCAAUGAAGAUUGCAUUUUUAAUCAACUCAAUAAAUCAGGACAGCUGAAACUACAACUGCUGAGAACCAUGAAUUCUUGGAAACUUUUUCAUAUUUUGAUUCAAGUUGGACAUGAUGGAAUCCCACAGAAAGCUGGGGUAAUAGAAAACCAAACAUUUGAGAUGUAUCCAGACUGGAACUGUAAUGAGUUUUUUAAACCUGACCUUGACAAGAUUGAAACCUUCAUUGAGAAAGCUGAUCUAGUUUUGUUCAUUUCAGACCAUUUGAAUCAGUUCCAAGCGUCGCUGAAACUUUUAAGCGAGAAAACUAAGUUAGGUUUAAGAUUUGAGGAUGGAGGUUCCCUUGGCUUUGUUCUGGUUUCUCCUGGACCAACAGAGAUUGACCCGUUAUGCACAGUGCGGGUAAACUGUGAGAAGCAAAGGUUUAUGAAGUAUCUUUUAUCAGUGAUGAAUAAUUUGGAAACAUUAGAAGAUUUUGAAAGAAAAUGUUCUGCGUCGGAACACAGGAGUUAUUUCAGGUUUCUUCUUCAGGAAGAUCAACAACAAAAAGAUCAAAAACAAGAAGAACAAGAUGAAGAAGAACUGGAACAAGAAGAUCUGGAGCAAAAAGAGAAAAAUAUUCAUGGAACUAUGUUAUUCAAUUUGAGAAAAUCUUCUGAAGAAUUCAAUUUAGAAGAAACUAAAACCAAUUUGUUUAUUCACUUGGUAAAGUCUAGUAGACGAACUGUAAUCUAUACUAGCUCUCAGGAAAAGUUAAUAACUUCAUAA